ACACACUCCUAAUCUAUAACCGGAGACGCAGAUGGGACAGGACUGGACCAAGAGUGUUCGGUGCAGCUCUCGGAGCGUCUGUCUGUCUCUGCGCAAGAUGCUCAGCAGAACCGGGGAAAACCUAUCGACCGAUUAACUACGUUAGUCCCUGUUAGGUUAAGGAAGAGAGUCAGAAUGACUAUCCCCAAAGAUAUUCCUGAAAAGUGGUUCCCCAUCGUUCUUCCACUGCAACAGAAGAAACAACAAGGACUAGCUGCUAAAACCAAGAAGACGUGGACAGAGGAGGAGAGGAGGGUCCGGGCCAAUGACAGAGAAUACAACGAGAAGUUUCAGUAUGCGAGUAACUGUAUUGUGACGUCUAAGUACAACGUCAUCACCUUUCUGCCCGUCAACCUGUUUGAACAGUUCCAGGAAGUGGCCAACACCUACUUCCUCUUUCUGCUCAUACUGCAGUUGAUUCCUCAGAUCUCGUCUCUCUCCUGGUUCACCACCAUAGUGCCUUUAGUCCUGGUGCUCAGCAUCACUGCAGUAAAGGAUGCCACCGACGACUACUUCCGUCACAAGAGUGACAACCAGGUGAACAACCGGCAGUCUCAGGUCGUCAUCCACGGCUCUCUUCAAAAGGAGAAGUGGAUGAAUGUAAGAGUGGGUGAUAUCAUUAAACUGGAGAAUAACCAGUUUGUGGCAGCUGACCUUCUCUUACUGUCCAGUAGUGAACCUCAUAGCCUCUGUUACAUCGAGACCGCAGAGCUAGAUGGGGAGACCAAUAUGAAGGUGCGUCAGUCUCUGUCUGUGACUGCAGAGCUUGGAGACCCCAACAGCCUGGCCUCUUUUGAUGGUGAGGUGGUCUGUGAGCCUCCCAACAACAAGCUGGACAGGUUCUGUGGUCUUCUGUGCUGGAGAGAUUGUAAAUACCCCCUGAGCAACCACAACAUGUUACUACGAGGCUGUGUUCUCCGCAACACAGAGACCUGCUAUGGACUGGUCAUCUUUGCAGGCCCAGACACCAAGCUGAUGCAGAAUAGUGGUCGCACCAAGUUCAAACGCACAAGCAUCGACCGCCUUAUGAACACACUGGUGCUCUGGAUCUUUGGCUUCAUGGUGUGUAUGGGUGUGAUCCUGGCUGUGGGGAACGCUGUGUGGGAGAGAGAGGUGGGUUCUCUGUUCCAGAGUUACCUGGCCUGGGACCUGCCUGUAGACAACUUCCUGUUCUCUGCUUUCCUCUCCUUCUGGUCCUACGUCAUCAUUCUCAACACCGUGGUGCCCAUCUCACUCUACGUCAGUGUGGAGGUGAUUAGGCUGGGUCAUAGUUACUUUAUAAACUGGGACAGGAAGAUGUUCUGUCCACAGUGUAACACAGCAGCUGAAGCCAGGACCACCACUCUCAACGAGGAACUGGGACAGGUGGAGUACAUCUUCAGUGACAAGACAGGAACUCUCACUCAGAACAUCAUGAGCUUCAGCAAGUGCUCUAUCAAUGGACAUGCCUAUGGUGAGGUGAUCGACCCGUUGGGAGCACAGCCAAAGAGGCUAGACUUCUCCUCCUUCAACCCCCUGGCGGACCCUGACUUCUGUUACUAUGACAACGGUCUCCUGAAGUCGGUGAAGCUGGGAGACCUUCACAGCCACGAGUUCUUCCGGCUGCUUUCCCUCUGUCACACCGUCAUGAGUGAGGAGAAGAAGGAGGGAGAGUUGAUGUAUAAGGCCCAGUCUCCAGAUGAGGGUGCGUUGGUGACAGCAGCCAGGAACUUUGGUUUUGUGUUCCGGUCUAGAACCCCUGGUACUGUCACUGUGACAGAGCUGGGCCGACCCGUCACAUACACACUGCUGGCCAUCCUCGACUUCAACAACAUCCGCAAGAGGAUGUCCGUUAUAGUGCGUAACCCUGAGGGGAGGAUACGUCUAUACUGUAAAGGAGCUGAUACUCUGUUGUUUGAGAGGCUCCACUCCUCCAACAAUCACCUGAUGAACAUCACAACAGAUCACCUUAAUGAGUAUGCUGGGGACGGUUUGCGGACCCUGGCCCUGGCCUACAGAGACCUGUCAGAGGAGCAGUGGGAGGAGUGGUCAGAGAGACACCGCCAAGCAGACAGAGCUACAGACUGUAGAGAGGACAGACUGGCUGACAUAUAUGAACACAUAGAACAGGACAUGAUGCUCCUGGGAGCCACAGCCAUAGAGGAUAAGCUACAGGAGGGAGUUCCUGAGACCAUCGCUAUUCUCUCUCUUGCUAACAUCAAGAUCUGGGUCCUCACAGGAGACAAACAGGAGACAGCAGUUAAUAUAGGUUACUCCUGUAAGAUGCUGACUGGUGAUAUGACUGAGGUGUUCAUCAUCAGUGGAAACACAGUGCUGAGUGUUAGAGAGGAACUCAGGAGAGCGAGGGAGAGGAUGAUAGAGUUUGCCCGUACGAGAGAGGGAGGAAAGGAGGAGGGGAUGGAGGGAUGGGGCGAGGCCUGUUCUCUGGGGAAUGGGUUUGGGGGAGACGGGGGAGGAGAUGGGAGAGAGUGGCCCUCCGUGGGGGACAAACAGCAGCAGUGUCCCCCUCCCCCUUGCCCUCCCGCCCCUCGACCCCCCUCCUCAACCACGCUAGACUCCAUAUCUGGAGAGUUCGCUCUCGUCAUCAACGGACACAGCCUGGCCCAUGCGUUGGAGGCUGAUAUGGAGGGGGAGUUUGUGUCUACAGCGUGUGUCUGUAGAGCAGUGAUCUGCUGCAGGGUGACUCCUCUACAGAAAGCCCUGGUGGUGGAGCUCAUCAAGAAACACAAGAAAGCUGUCACCCUGGCCAUAGGAGACGGGGCUAAUGAUGUUAGCAUGAUCAAGACGGCUCAUAUAGGAGUGGGCAUCAGUGGUCAGGAGGGCAUCCAGGCAGUGCUGGCGUCUGACUACUCCUUCUCCCAGUUCCGCUUCCUCCAGCGCCUGCUGCUGGUCCACGGACGCUGGUCCUACCUCCGCAUGUGUCGGUUCCUCUGCUACUUCUUCUACAAGAACUUUGCCUUCACCAUGGUGCACUUCUGGUUUGGCUUCUUCUGUGGCUUCUCUGCCCAGACAGUAUAUGAUCAGUACUUCAUCACCCUCUAUAACAUCGUCUACACCUCUCUCCCCGUGCUGGCCAUGGGAAUAUUUGACCAGGACGUCCCAGAGCAGCGUAGUCUGGAGUAUCCUAAGCUGUAUGAGCCAGGUCAGCUUAACCUGCUGUUCAACAAGAGAGAGUUCUUCAUCUGUAUAACCCAGGGUAUCUACACUAGUGUUGUGUUGUUCUUCGUACCCUAUGCCAUCCUGUCCCACGGAACCCAGGGCACCGGGGAACCCCUCGCUGACUACCAGACCUUUGCUGUUACCACGGCCACCACCCUGGUGAUCGUGGUCAGUGUGCAGAUUGCUCUGGACACAGGCUACUGGACAGCCAUCAACCAUUUCUUUGUGUGGGGCUCUGUGGGCUCCUUCUUCACCAUCAUGUUGGCUAUGCACAGCCAGACUCUAUUCAGCAUCUUUCCCAACCAGUUCCACUUCAUAGGCAGUGCCCAGAGCACACUGGUCCAGCCGCUGGUGUGGCUGACCAUCGUCUUGGCCACAGUGAUCUGCAUCGUUCCAGUUCUGGCUUUCCGAUUCCUCAAACUGGACCUGAAACCACAGCUCUCUGAUACGGUGCGUUACACCCAGCUGGUGCGUCAGAAGACGAGGAAGCCAGCGGGUCGAUGCAUGGGAGGAGUCAGGGGCGGGGGCGUGCCUGAGGGUCGUCUUGGGGCAAGGGGCGGGUUCAGGAGGUCAGGAUAUGCCUUUGCCCACCAGGAGGGCUUUGGGGAGCUCAUCACCUCUGGGAAGAACAUGAGACUGUCCUCCCUGGCCCUGGCCAACUUUGCCUCCAGACACAGUUCCAGCUGGAUAGACACCCUGCGCAAAAAGAAACACUCAAAUACACAUCCCCCGCAGAACACCUCAGGAGAGAGCAGCCCGGCACCUAGCUAUGUGUCGGGAUCGGCUCCCCCCCUGUCUAAUUCAUCCUCUCUCCUGGGGGGGUCACAGGAUACUCCCCUGGAGGAGGCAACACACACGCUGCCUGUCAUACUCCCACAGGUGGCUUCUGACCCUCCCACAAACACACCUCCAAUGUUAGCUCCAGCCCAGGUCCCCUCUGCUGACGCUCUCACUCCCACCUCUGUGAGGAGUCCUGGGGGAGACUCGGUUGGUGGCUGGAACCUUAGUCUGGGCGCUGUACAGGAUGCUCUAUUUGGUUGGAGGGGCGUCGCCUAUCGCACCAGCGGAACCAGCAGCCCGGGACCUCCCCCUGUUCCCAAGGAAACCAACCACACCGUAUGAGACGGACAGACAGAUGGACAGAUGAUAGAAAGAAGAAGGACAGGCUGUCAUAUCCCACUGGAUUCUCUUGGAAUACGUGAAGAAAUACUGCAUUUGGAAGUUUGGAAUACUGAAGGUGGAAUGUUUGGAAUGGCCCUCACCCUGGGUUAGGAAGAGAUCCAAAGUGGCAGCCAUUGUAGGCAGAAGGCAUGCACACCCAUCAACACCCACUGGCACCCAUAUGACACUGUCGUUGCAAUAGUGUUGGUACAUAUAUGUUUCCGUCUGAAAGACUACUGUGAUUAUUGUUAUUUGACCAUGCUGGUCAUUUAUGAACAUUUGAACAUCUUGGCCAUGUUCUGUUAGAAUCUCCACCCGGCACAGCCAGAAGAGGACUGGCCACCCCUCAUAGCCUGGUUCCU
Messenger RNA from Oncorhynchus gorbuscha (pink salmon), 4721 nucleotides. RefSeq names its product phospholipid-transporting ATPase ID-like. The record is from RefSeq and is a predicted model, not a curated record. Gene Ontology annotation, biological process: Golgi organization; phospholipid translocation. Lineage: Eukaryota; Metazoa; Chordata; Actinopteri; Salmoniformes; Salmonidae. Bases 175 to 4320 code for a protein of 1381 amino acids. The transcript has 28 exons. Gene Ontology annotation, molecular function: ATP binding; ATP hydrolysis activity; ATPase-coupled intramembrane lipid carrier activity. Gene Ontology annotation, cellular component: plasma membrane.